AUGCCCCUCGAUACAUCCUCCUACUCCCUCGCGCUGCUCCGCGUGGAUGGUCGCCGCUGGAACGAGCUCCGCAGAUGUCAAGCCCAGAUACGCACCCAGGCCGCUGCAGACGGCUCCAGCUAUCUGGAGAUGGGCAACACGAAGGUCAUGUGCGUCCUGACGGGUCCCACCGACCAGCAAGCUGCACGGCGCGCCCUCGGCGGCGGGGGAGGUGGCGCGGGCCAGAGGUCAGAGCAGGAAAAGGAGGCCGAGGUGGCCGUCAGCAUCGUGAUCGCGGGCUUCAGCUCAGUAGACCGCAAGCGGAGAGGGCGGAAUGACAAGCGAAUCGCAGAGAUGCAAUCUACAAUCUCACAUGCGCUCUCCUCGACUCUCCACACGCACCUCUAUCCCUACAGCACGAUUACAUUCUCUCUACACGUUCUCUCGCAGGACGGCAGCCUUCUCGCAUGUCUGCUCAACGCGUGCACGCUUGCCGCCAUCGACGCCGGCAUACCGAUGACGGACUACAUAGCAGCCUGCACGGCAGGAUCUACGUCAACAUACGCCGCCAAUGAUGAGGAUGCCGAUCCGCUGCUGGAUCUCAACCACCAGGAGGAACAGGAGCUCCCGAGCCUGACGGUCGCGACGCUGGGUACGAGUGACAGGGUUGUGGUGCUGGUGUGCGAGAGUCGCGUGCAGGUCAGGAGGUUGGAGGGCAUGUUAGCGGUGGGCGUGGAUGGGUGCAAGAAGGUGCGGGCGAUACUAGACAACGUGGUGCGGGAGAAGGGCGCGAGGAUGAUCAGGGAGGGCGCCAUUGAGAAGGGUACAGGACUGGAUGACAUGGACGUCGAUGGCUGA
Molecule: messenger RNA, 837 nt
Organism: Cryphonectria parasitica EP155
Lineage: Eukaryota; Fungi; Ascomycota; Sordariomycetes; Diaporthales; Cryphonectriaceae
Product: ribosomal protein S5 domain 2-like protein
Exons: 2
Coding region: 1-837 (278 amino acids)
Biological process (GO): poly(A)-dependent snoRNA 3'-end processing; nuclear mRNA surveillance; rRNA catabolic process
Cellular component (GO): nuclear exosome (RNase complex); nucleolus; cytoplasmic exosome (RNase complex)
Source: RefSeq, a predicted model, not a curated record